Rubroshorea leprosula is the source of this 664-nucleotide messenger RNA. NCBI's taxonomy places the organism in Eukaryota, Viridiplantae, Streptophyta, Magnoliopsida, Malvales, Dipterocarpaceae. The record is from the annotation of a GenBank genome assembly.
GAGGUAAAGGCUUCUCCAAAACGUAGUUCCAAAGAAGAACAAUUUAACUUGCACAUAGAGACUAUUCCAAUUGGAAGAAACUUGGGAGGAAACAGAGAGCUCUAAAAAUGGCAUUUUUUCAUUUGGGGUUGUUCUUUAUACUGUUCUUGCUUCAGCCUUAUCUUCUCCCUGCGCGCUACAUGAUAGCAGAUUUCAACCAAGGAAAAGAUUUUAUGGGCCAGAGAAUCCCAAAUCAUAAUCAAAUAGCAGCGGUGAAUAGGCGAGGAGGAGGAGGAGGUGGUGGCCAUGGGGGAGGAGGUGGCCAUGGGGGUGGAGGUGGCCAUGGGGGUGGAGGUGGGGGUGGGAGGGGAGGUGGCCAUGGGAGUGGUGAGGGAACAGGAAAGGAAAAUGGCAGACAAACUAAUCCUGCGGCCGUUGUGAUUCCAGUAGUAGCUGGAGCAUCCACCGUCAAUCGUCACCACCACGGGGCAACUGGAAAGAGCAGUACCCUCAACCGCCCCAGUACUCUCAGUUACUUUCUCUUGACUGUAUGGGUCUCUCUCCUUCUUUCCCGAAUGUAGAUUCUGACUCUCAUUAAGCGUUUGAGUUACUUCGCUUUUUCUUUUUCAUUUUGCAAAAGAGUGUUUUAAAUGGUAGAUUUAUAUAUUAAAAAUACAAUUUAUAU